AUGCAAUCCUUUGGGCGAAGUCGCAAAGACCAGCCGAUCUUCGAGUCAUUUGCAGAGAUUGCACGACGGCUCGAAUUGCCAAAAGGAGAUGAGAAUGGCCCUGUUCAGAGUACGAAGAAUUGGCUGAGCAAAACAACGAGAUCUUGGCUUUGCAUUUUCGACAACGUCGACGACAUCAGAAUGUCAACAGAAGACCACUUCCUUCCGUGGAAAGGCGAUAUUAUCAUCACCACGCGCUACAAAGAUCAGGCCAAAAAAGUCUCCGACCACUCACAUAGUGUGCCACUUGAGGUUUCGGCGAAGACGACGCUCUAG
This is a messenger RNA of Mytilinidion resinicola, 315 nucleotides long. RefSeq lists its product as uncharacterized. The record is from RefSeq and is a predicted model, not a curated record. The coding region runs from base 1 to 315 and encodes 104 amino acids. NCBI's taxonomy places the organism in Eukaryota, Fungi, Ascomycota, Dothideomycetes, Mytilinidiales, Mytilinidiaceae. The transcript has 2 exons.